CACAUCUUGAACCAUUCGAAUCAGGAGUAUGUUAAUGUAAGAGAAGAAGCUUCACUGAGAUUCAUUCUAAGCCUUACAGUUAAAGCAUCGUUGCUUUAGUUUCUACGAUUGACCUUGUUUAUUGAUUGUUUGUUGAGCUACAUAGAGCUGGUUGUUACAAAUUCAACUGGGGAACAUGGACAAGGCUGUCGUUCAGACCAAGCUUGCAAGAGUGAGAGCGGUUGUUGGCAGAACCGGUUCUCAGGGUCAAUGUACACAGGUCCGUGUGGAAUUUCUGGAUGAUACUAAUAGAACAAUCAUAAGAAACGUGAAAGGCCCUAUUCGAGAAGGCGAUAUUUUAACCUUGUUGGAAACUGAAAGAGAAGCCAGAAGGUUACGUUAAUGUAUUCCAAAUAAAAGGUCGUUGUAAAACUACCAGCUUUUCAUUCAUAAUCACAACAUAUUUUUCCACGAAAUGUAACCAAUUCAGACGCAAGCCCGCUUUUUCUGUACUUAAGAACCUACUCAUAAGUAAUGGACGGAAUAUAAAUUUCAUAUGCCAACAGUUUGAACUCCAUGCUGAAAUUUUCAGUCAUAGAAGAACCUAUGAACGCAAACCCCCUAUUUUGGUGAAAUUGCGUGGUUCAAUUUUCUCAGAACAUGGAGUUUGGGGAAGUUGACAACAACCUGAAACCGUAAACCACCAUGACAAUAGUAAUUGUUAUUUGAUGUUUAGUUACACUGCGGACAAACCAUUUGUCGAUUGUAAUAGUAACUGUCGACAGUGGAUCUUUCUCUACGGAUUAAAAAGCUUCGGCAACUGGAAUAUUUCCUAAUGCCAAAUAAGUAUUUUCUCAGCAGCGUCCUGAGGUAUGCCUAACAUCAAUUGCAGACAGAUCCUUGGUUUAGUAUUUAAUUCUUUGUACCUGUUUGUGUAGGUGAGUUAGAUGGUUUAUAAAUGAAUUGUAAACUCAUCGAGUUAUCGGAUAGAGGUAAACUGCAUGUAAAUAUGACUGGUCAGUACCGUAACGUUACGUAGUAAAUCAUUCGACUGAACUACAAAUCCUCACCAUUCCGAAAUCAAGUCACGUAGUGUUUCAGUCAAACUUCAUUUUACAUGAAUUCAUUGGAAUAUUCCACUAACUGAUGUAAGCACAUUUUGGAAGAUGAUUGUCAGAUAACACCGGGAUUUUCGUAUUGGAUACUUGGUAUUCAUGUUCGUUCCGUACUAAGUAACUGGAUAUUUUGCUUGUCUGGUCUUUUGAUUUGAGUAACAUAACAUCGCAUCAACGGGAAGACGUACAAAAAUGAUGGUAAGUGGAAAGGUGAUGGAACUCGGCGUAAUUUAUGACUUUCAUAGGCAACUGAACAUGCGUAAGUGAAUAGCGAAACAGACGACAUUCUUAGGUAAUAAUUACACUACGAACUUUUAGCCAAGGAAUAUCAAGAUUGGAACCAUAAGUCCGGGUCUUAAACAGGGCGCUGCGUGUCUGUUCAUUGUCUACCUUUGUCCUCAGGCUAGACUUCGGAAUGCUCACAGGUCUCUCUACUUGUGUCCGAGGAGACAGGCACUUUCGGUCCGCAUUUGCUUUUAGAAUGAAUAGCCGAGGGAGAUGGGGUAACUUCGGUUGUAUUUAUUAUUUAGUUCACAAAUGGAAUGCUAUUCUGCCUUACGCACGUAUCGUACGCAAGGUUAGGGCUCGGUUAUUAACCUGUUAGAGGUUAAGCUGUGGGAUACUGUUCAGUAUGGACGAGUUCGUAGCAUUAAUAGCCUUAGACAUUAAGCCCUCGGUAGUUUAAGAUGUUUGCUGACUGUAACACAUAUACGUGGUUUGUUGAUCUAUAAAUACGAUGCUACUUUCCUCAGUUGCAUUAUUGAAGUACGCUCUUAGAAAGCAUGCGUAAGAAUAAUCUAAGCGCGCAAUGAAUUUACACGGUCAGGAACGUCGAUCGAGAAUUUUUCCAUCCAUAUGUAAUAAGCCUGAUGUAAUUCUUGAGCUUGAAACAAAAAUAAACAUGGCGAGAUAACCAAUGACAAUUUACGAAAUUCUAAUCCAUUCCCUGAUUUCUAUUUGUUAAUAAGUCGAUACCAGGACUUUCUCACCGGCGUAUAUACGCGACCAAGUAUAGUUUAAGGGUUAGAUGCCCGCAUCAUGUGCUUUAUUUAAUCACAACUCCAACAUUUUCAGCUUAAAACAUUAUUUGCGUAAAAUUCUCACAAAAGAAGUAUACGUCAACUGUUAUGAAGACUCGUUUGCGACCCACUCCUUGAUGCAAAAAGAAAACAGGGAUGUAGAACUGUCAAUACAACACUACAAUAAUAGCUGGAUGUACAACUUAUAAAGCAUAAACCGUUGUAAAGCCAGUGCAUUUGUACUCAUAUUUUACCGUAUGCGAAUAUCCUGCCUAGUUGUCAUUACUGAAAGAUCGACAUAAAUUUCUAAUUAUGGAUAAGACGAGAAGCACAUCCAUUAUUACCUUUAACAGGUGUUACAUUAGAGCUCAGUUAAGAGAUCUGCAUCAUCAGGUUUCCAUAAAUAAAUCGACUUUAUUAUAGGUUUGCCACAAGCUCUUAUGAAAUGACUUGGUUCUGUUAACUGCAGAGUAAGUUCGGUUAACAGACUAGUGAUAUAUUAUAACAAUCAGAAAUCAGCCAGAUGAGAAGUGUGUAUCAUUGGCAAAGAAAUCCCAUUCACUUCCUAGCAAUGAGGCACACACGUAGACGGUUGUGAUCAUGUAUAAGAAGAAUGGGCAUCAGUACCCGACUCCACAAAAAACAACAACCAAUUUCCAUGGGACAUUCCUUUGUUACACAAUAAUUGCUGCAUAUCAUAUUCAGACAGAUACUAUAUUCCUUUACUCUAUAAGUCAGCUAGCUAAUAGGCGAGAUUCGAUCAGCGUAUCACCUACCUGACAUAGAAACUCUCUGAUACACAUGAGUAACAAUCUUUGCGAAAUGCUUGUCGAACCAGUGAUUUUACACAAAGCUCUAUCAAGUAAAUAAAUUUAUUACCAAAUAUUUGAUAGAUAAAAAUCAUUAGGAUUGGUGUCGAGAGCUUUGAAUAUCUUCUCAAUAAAAUACUGAAAAAAUUAAUACGACGAACAUUGUUAUAACUGUGACUGCAGAUUGGAGAGCAGCGUAUUAUCGACCGGACCAAAGACGCGUAAAACACGUGAGAACAACCUAGAGUCCUGCUUUCAUGUCUAGCCCAGCCAGUUUAGUCCAGAACGCAAGUCUCAGCCUCUGAGAUAUGAAUUGUUACAUUUCAUACAUACAUACUCUGUUUAUAUACCAAUCAAGCAGACCACAUCGUACCAUAAAAUAGAAAAUAACAUCUGUACAAUAUUUGGCCAACAGGAAAAUAACACGUGAAAUAAGUAUCGACCAACAGGAAAAUGAUACCAUCUCAAGUCUAAGGAUAGCGUUAGACUUAACAGAAUAACUUUUGAGAUAUUUUUCUGAAUAUCCCAACAAACAUAUAUUCCCAACUUGCAUUGUUUAGUUACCGUUACCGUUGCUCUGUAUCUAAUACACAAUCUACUUGUAAAGACAAUCAAUAAGCAGAACUGAAUCACUUUACAUUCUAGACUGUCGCACAUUCUGUCAUGCUCAUUCCUGAAUUAUAAUUUCUCACAUUUCGAUCUGGUCAUUAGCAGUUGUAACAAAUAAUUUAGUCUUUCCAUAUAGUGAGUGAUAAUGAGUCGAGUGAGUAUGAGAUAAGCAAAUCAGUGCUAGAAUAUAUGAGAAUAUUUCAGUGAUAUAUUACCAGAAACACACACUCAUUAGUUUCUAACUGAAUCAUCAAAGAUCAGUCUUCAAAAAACGAACGCCUAAAAAGUUACGAAGUCAUUUCGCAAACAUAUCAUUAGCAAUAACUAUUUCGUUUACAAGUAAACACGAAACGAAAUGUAUACUUUCAUAUUAUACCGUCGAAGUCUUAGUGCAUUAAAAAUCGGAAGGGACCAUGACAGAUAUGCAAGUUGAAAAAAUGCCUUACUUCAAGAUGUAUAUAUCUUGUUUUGCAUAAUUAGCUAAACUGUUGGUAACUCCAGUUAGGACAAAACUAAAAUGAUAUACGACAGUAGCCUCUACAAAUCUGUUCACCAAGUAAAUAUUAACUGACAUUAAUUUUCGGAGUCGAACUAAUAGUUGUCUGAUCGCAAUAGACUCGGCAGUAUAAUACAAUUUUAUUUUUUGCACCCAUAUAUAUUUGGUGUUUACAGUGGCAACUGACUUUGCCAACUACAGCAAUACGGUCUGAAUAUCUUAAAGUUUAACUAUGCGACAAGUUAUAGUCUAUUACGACGACCGCAGUCAUCUCACCACAGAUAUAUAUACAGUAUUGGUAAUAUCUGUCGUUAAUACAAUAACUUCUAAAGAUUACUGAAAAUAACACAAAACUGGUUUGUACUGCAUGAACUUCAACUGACCCUGACAACACCUAUUGCACUGAUAAAAACAAUUUUCAUACUCAUUACAAAUUGAAAAUAUUAGAAUAUAUUACACUGUAUUCAGAACAAAUUAUUAUUAACUUAUAUGUAUGUCUCUUUAUUCUUAUAAAGCAGAAAAGUAAAAUAUCAAAUCGUCAAGUUGGGAUGAGUUGAUGAUCAAUAAAAUAUAAGCAGGAGGUUUUGC
This is a messenger RNA of Schistosoma guineensis, 4615 nucleotides long. The record is from the annotation of a GenBank genome assembly. NCBI's taxonomy places the organism in Eukaryota, Metazoa, Platyhelminthes, Trematoda, Strigeidida, Schistosomatidae.